UGGUGGUUCUGCCAGUACGCGGCGAGCCUCCGUGCAGGUCGGACCGGUGUCGGGAUUGUGACGUCGUAGUGUUGUGCCAGGCAGACGGACCGGAUCACACACACACGCGGGCGCGCGCGCGCACACGUUGGACCCAGGCUCGCGUUUUCGUCUUUAUUUUUUCUGUUAAAGCACUUCACAAGUUUUUAUUUUUUAUUUUUCCCGUGCAAGGUGUGGAUGCUAUUUUUUGUAUUUUAAUUUAAAAAAAAAAAAAAAAAAAAAACCUCUUGUAAUAGACUCAUCCACCUACCAAAUUUGGAUUCUUCUCUCACCUCAUCACCCCCCCCCCCCCCACCCACCACCACCACCCCGUUGAAUUACCAGCGAAAUCAGAUCUAAAUUGAGCAUUUGUGGAUUUACAAGCCGGAGAUUGUGAUGUGCGCCGACUAGACUUGACAAAUAUGCCUUCAUGAGCGUGGAGAUGUGGAAUUAAAUCUCCUUGCAUUUUUUUAUGUUUAUUUUUUUUUGUAAAAAAAAAAAAAACCCAAAACAAACAAAGACAGUAUAUGUAUAUUUUGGUCGCAGGGUGUGCAGGAGCAAGGUAAUGGGAGAGGGUGCACACGCAACAAGGGAGCGUUGUUCGGAAACGAGACAAUUGAGGCACAAGACGACAUUCAUUUGACAACAUUGGAUUCGCUGGAGCUUCUAUUUUGUGUCCUGGACCGCCAUUUUUAUUUAAAUUGUGCUUAAGGAGAACUAAUGGCACUUUAGUGUGGAAGUCAUGGAAUUGCUGCAGAAAUAACCCAUAAAGUUAUUUUUAUUUUUAACCCCUUCCUCCCCCAUUCUUUAUCCAUGAGGUUCUGACUCACCAGGACAUCACCUCCAGUUUUGGAACUUUAAAAAAAAAAAAAAAAAAAUUGUUUUAAUCAUUUUAUUUUUUUUUUUUUUUUUUUUAAUUAUCUUUUGGUAGCGCCACUCGUGGUUCCGAACUUGGAGAUGGCGAGUCCGUGGAGUGUGAAUGGAUUGUGUGUCGUGCUGGUGUUCGUACUGGAUUUACUGGGAACCACGGCCAGCAAUAUGGAGCCCAUCUACUGGAAUUCUCUCAACGAGAGGUUUCGAGACGAUAAGGGCUACGUCCUUUACCCUCAGAUCGGCGACCGGCUGGACCUGAUCUGCCCUCCGCUGGACACGGCGCGCUCCACGCCCGAGUACGAGUUCUACAAGCUGUACCUGGUGUCGUCGCGGGAACAGGCGGACCGCUGCGAGGUGACGGGGCCGCCCAACAUCGUGCUGACGUGCGACGAGCCCACGCGGGAACGCCGCUUCACCAUCAAGUUCCAGGAGUUCUCGCCCAACCUGUGGGGCCACGAGUUCAAAAGCAUGCACGACUACUACAUCAUCGCUACAUCAGAUGGGACUCGCCAAGGUCUGGACAGCAUGAGGGGAGGAGUUUGUGCCACGCAGGGCAUGAAGGUGGUCCUGAAAGUGGGGCAGAGGAACUCAACCCAUUCGAGAGGACCGAACACCUUCGGAGGAGCCGAAGGCGGCGGGGAGAACGGGCCGCUGCAGCCGUCCAACAUCGCCCUGAUUGCGGGCGCGGCCGGAGGUUCCGCUUUCCUGCUGCUGGUCACCGCCGUCAUCUGCGUAGUGUGCUACAGGCGGCGGCACGCCAAGCACUCGGACACCCAUCACCCUCCGCUGUCGCUGUCGUCGCUCACCAGCCCCAAGCGAGGCGCCGGCGUGGGCGGCGUGGGCAGCUCCAACAACAACGGCUCCGAGCCCAGCGACAUCAUCAUCCCUCUGAGAACGUCGGACUCCGCGUACUGCCCGCACUACGAGAAGGUGAGCGGCGACUACGGACACCCCGUCUACAUUGUGCAGGAAAUGCCGCCGCAGAGCCCGGCCAACAUCUACUACAAAGUAUGAGAACUGGACUUCCCGGCCGUAGACCCCCCAGAAUCACUCCGAGCCCCGCCCCAGGAAGUCCCAAUGCCUCCCAUCCGCCCGCCCCCCUCACCUUUCUCCCCCUCUCACCUGCCACAAAAAUCCAACCACCGUCACACUUCAAGUGUGCGUGAAGGUUCGCCAGCCCACCGGGACACAGCCGGAACCUCUUCGAGGUGCAAUUCCCAGAAUGCACCUGGAAGUGCGUGACUGUGGUUUUUUGGACCUUCUGAGAGCAAAGGACUAUAUUUAAAAAAAAUAAAAAAAAUAAUUUAAAAAAAUAAAAAAAAUCAAUCAAUAAAAAGCCCAGACAGUGCUGAGGAACUCCCAGUCGCCAUACCUGCCUAGAACCCAGCAGCCCGCCCCUUCACAGUGCCAUCAGCCAAUCAGAGACUGGGCCCCCUUCUUUGCCGCUGACAGCUUCGGGAUUUCUCAGAGCAAAUAAAGAGGAGCGGCCUCUUGGACUCGGCCAAUCAGAAAAGCCAGGGUGGAGGUCAACUGACCGGACCCGGGGCCCGAGAAGGUCUCUGAGCAGUCUUGGCGCGCUGACACUCAGACUCUUGUAUAUUUUAAUAAGGCGUGUGUGCGAAUGUGUAUAUGUGUGUGAGUGUGAGUGACAAUGGCGUGACUGUGCUCUUUAGACUUGUCUUAAAAAUACCAAAACAAAAUAGUGAGCGGCUAUCACAAAAAAAGAAAAAAUCCAAUCCAGUGAGAUUUUUCUAUGGCUAUCAACACUUAUAGAUGAUAUAUAUAUAUAUAUAUAUAUAUAUAAAUAUCUAGUAAAUAGAUGGUUUUUUUUGGUUUAUUUUCUAUGAUUUAUGUUGUAUUUGACCAGCUAAAACCACACCUCUGUUGCCAGCCCCUUUUUCUAUUCUUCACAAUUUACCGUGGUACAAUAUGCCUUUUAUAUUCAUUUAAUCCCACUUUAUUUUUUAUUGUUUGUCAACCUGCCCCCCCACCCCACCCCAAGGUGUUUGUAUAUUUUUAUAGCUUCUUGUUUGAUGCGUGUAGUGUUGAAGUAUAGACCUCGUUUGUGGAAGUGUUGAGGUAGAGCCAUCUAUGAUCGCUUUUUGUUUUGUUUUAUUCCAAAAUGUUUAGUUUUUUUUCCUUUAUGUGGAAAGAAGAGGGGAUGAGGGCAAGAGAGAGAGAGAGAGAGCGAGAGCGAGGGCAAAGCAAAGCGAAGGACUGUGAGGAAAUUGCACACGAACGACAAAAGGAGGACUGAUAACGAAGGAUCCGAAUGGACAGGAUGAGGAGGAGCAGCCUCGGCAUCAAAACAAAUUCCGGAGUUGGACUCAUGCAUCUCGAUCACAAACACACACGCACACAAACCGCACAUCGUGUUACAUUAUUUGUGUAUACACUUACACACACGCUUGUUAAUGACUGCUACUCUGAUUGCAUUGAAACACAUACACAAUCUCCCCCCCCCCCCCACUCCCCCGCCCUGAAAAUUAGCAGCAAGCAAAAGCAGCAGAUCACCACUGCAGGUGGUGACCAGUCGCUAGCGUUCAAGAGGCGCUAUUUUGUUCACGUGCUUAGCGGUAAACGUUGUUUUGUGUUGCUCAGACAUGUUUGUGGCUUCUGUGUAAACGGGGAUGGCACACGCACAGCACUUGCGUUCAGGGUGUUUGCGCGCACAUGUUUUGCGGUAAAGUUGUUUUGUGUUGCUCAAACAUUUUGUGGCUUUUGUGUGAAAUUGGUUGACGGUGGCAUACACACACACACACACACACACGCGCAAACACACUCCAGCUUUUUUUGUGUGAUCCUUCCUUAACUGUAUUUUGUAUCAGUACCUAACAUCAUCUACACUAUGUAUUAAGAUGUGCUUUAAUUGUCACAUUCGCCCAUGAUGGUGAUUAUUUUUUUGUUUUUGUAGCCUGGUUGCUUCUGGCCGAUAUUUGACGGUUUUGAAAUUGAGUUUAAAAAGACGAAACACGGUCGUGUGUGUGUGGGGGGGGGGGGCUCUUGGACGUCGCUCUUGGACAAGCCAAAAACUUUUGUUGUUUUUAUGUUCAGUGUUCCCAUCUUUGUCUAUUUCGAACAUGCAGAGAGAGUCGCACGCGUGCCCUCCGAGGCCUCGGUGGCAACUUGUGCAUGUACUUGUGUUAUGUACAAAAAAAAAAGUGGCUGCGACCUCAGUGGUGUUUUUUUUUUUGGGAAGGGGGAGGGGGGUGGAGUCCAGCAAGCAUCCCCCCUCGGACCGCCAAGUUUUUCAUGUUUUCACGUGGAUUUGAACAUCUCACUGUUUGUGUUUGACUUCUGGGUGAGUGCUAGCUGUCAUGGAACCAUGGAGGAAGGGGGGCGGCGGGCAUAACCAUCUGGUCAAAGUGUGUGUGUGUGUGUGCGCGUGUGUGUGUGUUUGUGCCAUGCAGCCCCUCAAAUGUGACGCGUUGUAUUUGGGGCACCUCUGCAUGAGGUGUGCGUGACGCCACCUCCCUCCCACCCCCACCCCCUUCCACCACACACACCUCUGAAGAGAGGAAAAGAUGAGUACAUUCCUGCUUUGGAGAAGAAAAAAAACUGUUGAAUAAUAAAAAAGACAAAACAAAUGUUU
Messenger RNA from Phycodurus eques (leafy seadragon), 4483 nucleotides. RefSeq names its product ephrin-B3b (gene efnb3b). The record is from RefSeq and is a predicted model, not a curated record. Gene Ontology annotation, cellular component: plasma membrane. Gene Ontology annotation, molecular function: ephrin receptor binding. Gene Ontology annotation, biological process: axon guidance; ephrin receptor signaling pathway. The transcript has 4 exons. Bases 976 to 1905 code for a protein of 309 amino acids. NCBI's taxonomy places the organism in Eukaryota, Metazoa, Chordata, Actinopteri, Syngnathiformes, Syngnathidae.